This is a messenger RNA of Drosophila kikkawai, 435 nucleotides long. RefSeq names its product integumentary mucin A.1-like. Lineage: Eukaryota; Metazoa; Arthropoda; Insecta; Diptera; Drosophilidae. The record is from RefSeq and is a predicted model, not a curated record.
AUGUGUUCCAAACUCACCCUGCUUCUGGGCCUGGUGGCUCUCAUUGCGACUGCCUGCGCUGUGGAUGAUCCAACUACUCCAGCCGAUCCUACUACUCCAGCCGAUCCUACUACUCCAACAGAUCCAACUUCACCCACUGAUUCGACUUCGCCCACUGAUCCUACCUCUCCUACCACACCCACCAAUCCUACUUCUCCAACUGAUCCGUCUUCUCCUACCGAUCCCGCUUCACCCACUGAUACCACCACCACAACAACAACCGUUGCCCCCACCUCAGCCUCAACCACUAAGCGCGGCAGGCGUCGCAGGGUGCGCAUUCGUGUGAUUCGUAGGCGUAGAAACAGGAAUGGAAACAAUGGCAAUGUGGUCCGCAGGGUGCGUAUCUGUCGCACCGCUGCAGGAGUGCGUCAGUGCACCAUCGAGCGUAUCCUCUGA